Molecule: messenger RNA, 507 nt
Organism: Triticum dicoccoides
Lineage: Eukaryota; Viridiplantae; Streptophyta; Magnoliopsida; Poales; Poaceae
Product: zinc finger A20 and AN1 domain-containing stress-associated protein 12-like
Exons: 1
Coding region: 1-507 (168 amino acids)
Molecular function (GO): DNA binding; zinc ion binding
Source: RefSeq, a predicted model, not a curated record
AUGGCGCACGGGCAGGAGUCGUCGCCGACGCAGGCCGCCGGCGCCGGCACCGCAGCGCUGUGCGCGAACGGCUGCGGGUUCUACGGGAGCGCGGCGACCAAGAACAUGUGCUCCAAGUGCUACCGCGACCACCUCAAGGCCACCGACACCGACACGGCUGCCCCCGGCCCCGCCGUCGAGGGGAAGACGAAGGUCAAGGAGGCCGCCGACGUGGCCAACCUCGCCUUAAACCUCAAGACGUCGCUGAGCCUGCAGGAUCACUCUGCAGCUGCCGCCGCCGAGGUGCCGACCGCCGAAGCGCCGGCGAAGAAGCCGACCAGGUGCAUGGCGUGCAAGAAGAAGGUGGGGCUGCUGGGGUUCGCCUGCAGGUGCGGUGGCACCUUCUGCUCGCUGCACCGCUACGUGGACGGGCAUGCGUGCGGCUUCGACUACAAGAAGGCCGGCCGUGAGAAGAUCGCGCAGCAAAACCCUCUCGUCGUGGCACCCAAGAUCCAGAACAAGAUUUGA